Messenger RNA from Panicum hallii, 2519 nucleotides. Its product is annotated as serine/threonine protein phosphatase 2A 57 kDa regulatory subunit B' theta isoform-like. Lineage: Eukaryota; Viridiplantae; Streptophyta; Magnoliopsida; Poales; Poaceae. Gene Ontology annotation, cellular component: protein phosphatase type 2A complex. Bases 602 to 2143 code for a protein of 513 amino acids. The transcript has 2 exons. Gene Ontology annotation, biological process: signal transduction. Gene Ontology annotation, molecular function: protein phosphatase regulator activity. The record is from RefSeq and is a predicted model, not a curated record.
UUGCAUCUCUCGCUCUCCUCGCAGUCGCAUCGCAGUGCCGCCCGCGCGAGCUUUUACUCCUACUCCAUCCCCUCCCUUUGCUACUUUUGGGGACCUCUAGGCCUCUCAAAUCCAGAGAACCAAAAAGGAGAGAGAAAGAGAGAGAGCUCGCCAGCCCGAGAAAAGGUUCCUGCCCUCCUCCCCAGCCUCGCCCUCACCCCGUCCCCUCCCACAUCCGAUUGCUAUCUGCGCUUCUUGGAUCCUAGAUUUGGUCGGCCGGCGGCGGCGGCGGCGGUUCCGGGAGCUGGGAAAGACUGGGUUUUUCUGCCCAUGGAGGCGUGGCCUGAUCCGUUCAGGCCCGGGCGCUGGAGUGGCUCCCUGACCAGGUCCGAUUCGUAUUGGUUCAAAUGAUCUGGGCGGCCUGAUUGGCUGGUUGAUUCUGCCAGGGGGAUCGGAGCUAGGGUGUGGGUUCUUGGCUGGCUGGGCGGUGGGCUCGUCAGCUUGGGUCUGGUGAGAUCUUGGGGUUGUUGGUUCAGCUCAGGAGCCGCAGGUCUGCGUAGAUCCCUUCUUUGCUUCAGUGGCUGGUUUGUACUGCUAGGGUUUUGGUUGCCUGUGGUGGAAGAUGAUUAAGCAGAUCCUUGGCCGGCUGCCGAGGAAGCCGGGGAAGGCUGGGGAUAGCCGUGAUGCUGCUGCUGGGGUGGCUGCGGGGAACGGUACAGAGCCUUCGAAUUCUUACAGUGUUGCCAGGAGCAUGGACUCGGGGAACAAGAGGACUGGAAAUGGGGAUUACCCAGUGCCACCUGGGGUAACUCCUAACUCGGUGAUGAAUGGGGCUGUGCUGUAUCAGUCCAAUGAGCCGCUGCCAGCGUUCAAGGAUGUGGCAGCGUCCGAGAAGCAGAAUUUGUUUGUCAAGAAGGUGAACCUGUGCUGUGCUGUGUAUGACUUCAUGGAUCCGACAAAGAACCUGAAGGAAAAGGAGGUGAAGCGCCAGACGCUUAUGGAGCUGGUCGAUUACGUCACCUCGGCGAACGGCAAGUUCUCGGAAGUCGUCAUGCAGGAGAUCACCAAGAUGGUGUCCAUUAACUUGUUCCGGAGCUCCAACCCCACGCCCCGUGAGAACAAGGCCAUUGAGGGAGUUGAUCUGGAGGAGGACGAGCCCCUCAUGGACCCGGCAUGGUCGCACUUGCAGAUUGUGUAUGAGGUUUUCUUGAGGUUUGUCGCAUCGCAGGAGACAGAUGCAAAGCUCGCCAAGAGAUACAUAGAUCAUUCCUUCAUUCUUAGGCUACUAGAUCUUUUUGACUCAGAGGACCCCAGGGAAAGGGACUAUCUAAAGACAAUACUUCACAGAAUAUAUGGUAAAUUCAUGGUUCAUCGCCCGUUCAUCAGGAAAGCAAUUAACAACAUAUUCUACAGGUUCAUAUUUGAAACAGAAAAGCAUAAUGGUAUUGCAGAGCUGUUGGAGAUCCUGGGCAGUAUUAUCAAUGGUUUUGCCCUUCCUCUUAAGGAAGAACACAAGUUGUUCCUUGUUCGUGCACUGAUCCCUCUUCACAAGCCAAAGUGUGUAUCUAUGUACCAUCAACAGCUAUCUUAUUGCAUCACACAGUUUGUUGAGAAGGACUGCAAACUUGCUGACACAGUUAUUAGGGGCUUACUGAAAUACUGGCCUGUGACAAACAGUUCAAAGGAGGUGAUGUUCUUGGGUGAGUUAGAAGAGGUUUUAGAGGCAACACAGCUUGCGGAGUUUCAAAGAUGCAUGGUUCCACUCUUCCGUCAGAUUGCCCGUAGCAUGAACAGCUCCCAUUUCCAGGUGGCAGAGCGGGCUCUGUUUCUCUGGAACAAUGACCAUAUUGAAAACCUAAUUAAGCAAAACUACAAGGUGCUAUUACCUAUCAUCUAUCCAGCACUCGAGAGAAACACCAGAGAUCACUGGAACCAAGCUGUUCGUAGCCUGACAUUGAACGUACGCAAGAUAUUCUCUGAUCAUGAUUCUGCAUUCUUUGGGGAGUGCGUUCAGAGGUUCAACGAUGAGGAACUUAAGCAGGAGGAAACCGAUUCAAAGCGAGAAGCCCUGUGGAAGCGCCUAGAGGAAAUGGCCACCUCAAAACCCGGUGAAAACAACCCCUCGGGCGCACCCAAUGGCAAAUCCAGUCAAGCUGCUGGCUAGGACACACAAUAACAGCUGUGGUCUUGCAACUCUUUGACUCGUGCCCUGGAACUCAGGUUGUUGUGAUUUUAGUGUUGGAAUUUUUUGUUGGUGCGUUGGUUUGCCCCUGUUGUAGGUGGGUAGGACGUGUUUGGUUUCGUCAGAACUGUAUGAUCAAAAUGUACACAUACAGAAGGAUUUCCAAGAGAUUUGGCAUGUGUAGUGACAUUACAUAUAGUCCAAUAAACAGCGUCGAUUUUGAUUGAGGAUAUCCAGUUUGGGUGGGUUUAUACUUUAGUGGCAGUGGGCAUCGUGUUAUUGUUUCACUGUUAUACUGAAAUGGUAGUGCGAGUAUGUAUUAUACUGGAAUAUGAUUGCCCACUACAGUUUUCUUGUA